AUGAAUUUUUCAACUGCCUUCAGCAAUGGAAACAAUACUUUUGAUGAGGGAUUUUAUCUAACUGCCUUCCGUACUUUGGCCAACAAAAACAACCUCAUUUUUGGCUUGUCAAUUAUCUACAUAAUCAGUUUACUGGGUAAUUUUGUCCUGCUUGCUGUUGUACUCAUGAAUUCCAGCCUACAGAACCCCAAGUACCUUGCUGUAUGUAAUCUAGCCAUUGUUGAUAUUUCAUUUAACAGUGUUAUCAUUCCUCAAAUGGUGCCCAUCUUUGUGUUCAACCAGAACCAUCUCUCAUUUGAAGCCUGCUUUUCCCAAAUGUUUUUCAUGCAUUUUUUUGGUGACAUGGAAUCUUUUUCCCUUGCUCUUCUGGCCUAUGACCGCCUGAUCGCGAUCUGCUGGCCCCUGCGUUACACAACUCUAAACACCAAUCUGAAGAUGGGGCUCAUAAUAGCUGGGAUUUGGUCUCUGGUUUUUCUGCUGGAUAUUUUCCCAGUCUAUCUUGCUGCCAGGCUCCAAUACUGUGGCUCUAGAGAGGUGCAAAGCUGCUGCUGUGAGCAUGGAGCAGUAUACAGAUUGGCUUGUGCAGAUACUUCUUACAACAGGAAACUGGCUACUGCUAAGACAAUGGUUACUUUGCUGGGCCCAUUGACUUUUAUUAUUUUAACUUAUGUUAUUGUGGUGGUUACUGUGCUGCGGAUAGCAUCCACAACAAAGCGCUGGAAGGCCUUUCAGACUUGUCUCACUCACUUGCUGUUGGUCCUGCUCUAUUACAUCCCAGUCAUCCUCACGUAUGUACUAGGGAACCUGCGAUUAGUUCAGUAUUUGGAACUGUUCACCGCAGUACUGACUGUAUCUGUCACACUCCCCCCAAUGCUUAACCCCAUCAUCUACAGCUUAAAGACCGAUGAGCUGCGUGAAAAGGUAGUUAAGUUUCUGGGUAAGCCAAAAGUGGCACAGCAGAUAAUUAACUAUUAG
Xyrauchen texanus (razorback sucker) is the source of this 975-nucleotide messenger RNA. It is a transcript of the gene or40a1, whose product is annotated as odorant receptor, family 40, subfamily A, member 1. NCBI's taxonomy places the organism in Eukaryota, Metazoa, Chordata, Actinopteri, Cypriniformes, Catostomidae. The transcript has a single exon. Gene Ontology annotation, cellular component: membrane. The record is from RefSeq and is a predicted model, not a curated record. Bases 1 to 975 code for a protein of 324 amino acids. Gene Ontology annotation, molecular function: olfactory receptor activity; G protein-coupled receptor activity. Gene Ontology annotation, biological process: G protein-coupled receptor signaling pathway.